Molecule: messenger RNA, 519 nt
Organism: Fusarium vanettenii 77-13-4
Lineage: Eukaryota; Fungi; Ascomycota; Sordariomycetes; Hypocreales; Nectriaceae
Exons: 3
Coding region: 1-519 (172 amino acids)
Source: RefSeq, a predicted model, not a curated record
AUGUCGAGUAGGCUAGCAGCUCAGAUCCAUCGCCCGCUGCGCGCAGUCUCCGUGUGGACCAGCAAACCUAUCUACCAGCGCAGAAGGUUCCACGAGCGAAAAGCUGACUUGGUUACACUCGACGCCAACGGAUCACUCGAGACACGCAAGCUCGAUGUCAUAACUGGGGACCCCCACGAAGCCUACGUUAUAGUCGAUCGGAACGUCGGCUUCGCCAUGAGAUCAGCCAUCAUGAAGCAGACUGAAUCGUCUCUUGCUACAAAUGCAGAAAGGGUUCCCUUGGUGUUCCACCACCACUCACGCCAUUUCGCUCACCAUACAGCACCCUACCCGCGGAUUAUCCUUGAGCAUGACCUUCCGCAUCAAAACCCGGGAGCCACAAGUCCUGCGACCCUCUGGCUGUGGGGAGCGACGCACUCCAUCACCUUGGAUGGAACCUCUGAUGCCAAGUUUGAGGAGGCUUGUAGAGAAAGCCACGAAAGGCUUGAGGGGGCUGCUAAAUUAUUGAAGCACAAAUGA